Dioscorea cayenensis subsp. rotundata (Guinea yam) is the source of this 1945-nucleotide messenger RNA. Its product is annotated as importin subunit alpha-4-like. Lineage: Eukaryota; Viridiplantae; Streptophyta; Magnoliopsida; Dioscoreales; Dioscoreaceae. Gene Ontology annotation, cellular component: cytoplasm; nucleus. Gene Ontology annotation, molecular function: nuclear import signal receptor activity; protein binding. The record is from RefSeq and is a predicted model, not a curated record. Gene Ontology annotation, biological process: NLS-bearing protein import into nucleus.
CCUUCUACUCCAAAAAAAAGAGCGCGACGGUGAGAAAGUGAGCUAAAUCUCGUCGCCGGCGAUCUCGUCGGAGAUGUCGUUGCGGCCGGGAACGCGGGUGGAGGUGCGGAAGAAGGGGUACAAGACGGGGGUGGACGUGGAGGAGGCGCGGAGGCGCCGGGAGGACAACCUUGUCGAGAUCCGCAAAAACAAGCGCGAAGACAACCUCCUCAAAAAGCGCCGCGAGGCUAUCCUCCUCGCCGCCUCUGCCGCUCCCUCUCUCGAUCCCGCUUCCCUCCCCUCCGCCCCGAUCGAUAAGAAGUUGGAAAGCCUUCCUGCAAUGGUACAAGGGGUAUGGUCUGAGAAUCCCACUUUACAGUUGGAAGCCACCACUCAGUUCAGGAAGCUCUUAUCAAUCGAGCGCAGUCCUCCAAUUGAGGAAGUCAUCAAGGCAGGGGUUGUCCCACGGUUUGUUGAAUUUCUUUCAAGACAUGAUCUGCCACAACUGCAGUUUGAGGCUGCUUGGGCACUGACAAAUGUUGCUUCUGGAACUUCUGAACAUACAAGAGUUGUGAUAGAACAUGGUGCUGUCCCAAAGUUUGUGCAGCUUCUGAGCUCUCCAAGUGAUGAUGUUAGGGAACAGGCUGUAUGGGCCCUAGGUAAUGUAGCUGGUGACUCCCCAAGUUGUAGGGAUCUUGUUCUUGGUCAUGGUGCCCUGAUCCCGUUGCUGGCUCAGUUGAAUGAGCAUUCAAAAAUAUCUAUGCUGCGGAAUGCUACCUGGACACUAUCUAACUUUUGCCGAGGAAAGCCACCAGCACCAUUUGAGCAGACAAGACCUGCGCUGCAAGCACUUCAGCACCUAAUUCACUCAACUGAUGAGGAAGUUCUAACUGAUGCUUGUUGGGCUCUUUCCUACCUUUCUGAUGGAACCAAUGACAAAAUUCAAGCGGUGAUUGAGGCUGGUGUCUGUCCAAGGCUUGUGGAGCUUCUGCUUCAUCCAUCUCCUACAGUCCUAAUUCCUGCUCUGAGGACAGUGGGUAACAUUGUCACCGGAGAUGAUUCUCAGACUCAGUUCAUAAUAGACAACGGGGUACUCCCUUGUCUCCUCCAACUUCUGACCCAAAGCUACAAAAAGAGCAUCAAGAAAGAAGCUUGUUGGACCAUUUCAAACAUCACUGCUGGAAAUAGAGCUCAGAUCCAGGCUGUCAUUGAUGCAAACAUCAUCAGUCCUCUAGUGCAUCUACUGCAACAUGCAGAAUUUGACAUCAAGAAAGAAGCUGCAUGGGCCAUAUCAAAUGCAACUUCCGGUGGUUCAAGUGAGCAGAUUCACUACUUGGUGAGUCAAGGCUGCAUUAAGCCACUAUGUGAUCUUCUUGUCUGCCCAGACCCGAGGAUUGUAACAGUCUGCCUUGAAGGCCUUGAGAACAUCCUAAAGGUGGGUGAGGCCGAAAAAGAACUGGGGAAAACUGAUGGAGUGAAUAUCUACGCUCAGAUGAUCGACGAUUGUGAGGGUUUGGAUAAAAUCGAGAAUCUCCAGGGCCACGACAACAAUGACAUAUAUGAAAAGACCAUUAAGAUCUUGGAGACAUAUUGGGUUGAGGACGAAGAGGAAGAACGAAAUGGAGCAGGCCCUAAUGACGAAGAACAAGUAUUUCAUUUCGGCGGAGGCCAGCCAGCUCUUCCUAAUGGUGGAUUCAAAUUUGGCUGAUUGUACCCAAAUAUCUUGUUUUCACAACUCAAUAGGUGUUUUUUUGCUAGAACACAUUCAUCCUGUUUCAAUACUUAAUUUUCCUGCCAAAGGAUCAGGGAUUUUUUUUUUUAUUAAUUUUUUUAAUUGCAUUGGUUUAUGAAUUAGUUUUUAUAUGACAGACUGCUAUACUUGUUUGUCUUUCAUGUAUUUGAGAAUUGUAAUCUCCCUGUUGGAUUGUGUCAUGUUCAUGGCAUCCAGUGUUCUUUUUUAUCUGUA